This is a messenger RNA of Ciona intestinalis (vase tunicate), 1763 nucleotides long. Lineage: Eukaryota; Metazoa; Chordata; Ascidiacea; Phlebobranchia; Cionidae. The record is from RefSeq.
GUGUAGGUCAAUAGUGUUAAUUUUUAUUCUGCUUUUUAUGUUUGAUCCAAAUAAUGUAAAAUUUGUUGUGGCUCAUCUUAAUAAACAAGUGGUAUUGUACCUACUAACAAACAACUAUGGGUGAACGGAACAAAAAGAUACUUUUAGAACAACUGCAACUGCCAAAGAAUAAAUUAUGUUCAGAUUGCAAUGCAGAAGGUCCAGAAUGGGCAUCAAGCAACAUUGGAGUGUUUAUGUGCGUCAACUGCUCAGGUAUUCACAGAAUGUUAGGAACUCAUGUAAGUCGAGUCAAGUCUUGUCGUUUGGACCAAUGGGCCGAUGAGGCUGUUCAGUUUAUGUGCGAAAAUGGCAAUGAAAGUGUUAAUGUUGUACUGGAGCGACACGUACCAAUAUAUUACAGGAAACCUGUGCCCACAGAUCCACAGGCUUAUAAAGAGCAUUUUAUUCAUGCGAAAUAUGAAAGAAAGGAGUUUGCAACACCAGGGGGUUGUGCACAUUACGAGACAGGCAUGAAAGAAGGAAUGUUAUGGAAACGAGGAAAAGAUGGAAAACAAUUUAAACAAAGGAGAUUUGUUCUUAACAUGGAUGAAGGAACUCUGAAAUACUUUGUUAAACCCGAUGCCAAAGAACCUAAACAAAUAAUCAACCUUACCACACUGAGUACCUCGUUGGCACCAGACAAGAUAAACCAUCCUCAUGGAUUACAACUGGCCUUCAUGAACGACAAUUUAACAAGGCAGAUCUACCUCUAUGCCGAUGAGGCAAAGGAUGCUGUGGAUUGGUACAUUGUGCUUAGAGCUUCCUCCUUUCACUUAAUUCGAAAAUCCUACCCCCAACUCUCUGAUGCAGAGGUACUUAGAAGGUUGAACAGUCACCAAAGAAAGCAGGGUUGGAUGGAAAAAACUGGGCCAAAGCUGACAGAGCCAUAUAGGAAGCGAUGGUUUUCAUUGGAAAACAGGCGUCUCCUUUACUUUGAAAAACCCCUGGACCCAUAUCCACGAGGUGAGAUAUAUCUAGGCAGUCGUUCAGAAGGUUAUAUGGUUCGUGAUGGCCUUCCUGCCGGUCAAACAGAACACGGCUUUGGAAUCACAAUUACGACACCUUACAGAGACUACUUGCUCUGCUGUGAAGACAAAGAAGAGCAAAAAUCAUGGAUUAAUGAAAUUAAAUCAAUAACUACACAACCAUUGACUGAUCAAGACAAUGCUGGUGUGUCACAGGCAUGAUGUAGUUGCCCGGGUGAUUUAUGAUUUACCAUCUUAUUUAUUAACAGAUUUGGAAGAUUACAAGUUGACAUAUCAACAAAGAAGAAAAUCAACUGUCCGAAACAACCUUACAAGCCCUUUGGCUCUCAAAAGUGUUUUAGUACCGCCUAAGUAGUUCUAAUACCAAAAGUGUUUGAAAUGUGCAAUGUCAGUUUGCUUAUGGUGUCACAACAUACACUGUUACUCAAUCACCUUUCUAGUUUCAGUGCUCAUAGAAUGCUGUGUUUUGUAUGUUAUCAAUUAUUGCUAAUUUUGAUUCGUUUAUCAAGUGCAUUGUUUCCCGUAACCUUUUACCAGCUAAAGCUGAAUUUUUGUGAGAUGUAUGAUGUUAAGUAUUUUUUCAGCGAAUAAGAUGAUUAUAAACAUUCAUUUUGUUCCUGUGUGCUUUCAUUUCCCAAUUUUCUUCACUUUUUAUUGUUUUACUUUUAAGAUAAUGUAUUAUUGCUUAUUCAGAACUAUUAAGAUAAUUGUGCAAUACAAUAUAAUGUCGACACCGCA